AUUACCGGGGAUUUGUGUACGGAUGUAUUACGGAGCCCGUUAUGUCUAUAGAACAAUAAAGAAGAGGCUAUCGAUGGCACGUGACACCACAGAUGGGUUUUUUUGGCGAACCUUUCGAUAUUAAGUAUACCGUGUAAACUGGCAGACGCGAGAUUAAUAAAUAAUUAAAGAUAAAGGACUACAGGAAGACGCGCGCGCUGUUGAAAGUUUCAUCGAUCUGCGCGCUCUCGCCGCGUGAUGCCGAGUUGAGUUCGCGGGGAUCUCGCGGAACGGCGCGAACACUCCGUAACGGUUCCCCGGUGGAUGUGCUUUAAAUUUCUGUCGCGAUCGGAGUUCAUUUCGGAGCUGUAGUGUGAAAUGUGAGCCCGUUACCGGAUUCCGAGGCUGUGUUGAAGCGCAAUGACAGCUCGGUUCGGGUUUGAGGAGGGGUCAGCGGUCUCGUUUCUAAGGUCAUUACAGUGCUGAAUUCACAGUGCAGCCCACAGAUGCAUUAGAAAACAAACUUCAUCACCAGAAGGCUCGGAGACGAAGCACUCCUGUUCAUGGAGGGCCGCUGGACCCUGCUGCCGUUUCUGGGGGCGUACCUGGUCCUCCUUGGCUUGAUUACAGGCCAAGGCAUCUACACCAACACGUGGGCCGUCCACAUUGAAGGGGGAGCUGAGGAGGCUGAGAGGAUUGCGCGCAAACAUGGUUUCAUCAGUCACGGGCAGGUUUUCGGGGAUUAUUAUCAUUUCCAGCACAGGGGUGUGGUGAGGAGAUCUUUGUCCGGUCAUCGUGGGGUUCAUGUCCAACUGCACACCGAGCCACAGGUGAUUUGGGCAGAGCAGCAGAUUGCCAAGCGAAGACGAAAGAGAGACAUACACCUUGAACCCACAGAUCCAAAAUUCCCCCAGCAGUGGUACUUGUACAACCCCAGUCAUGGAGACCUGAAUGUGAAGGAGGCCUGGGCUCAGGGCUUGACAGGAAGAGGAGUGGUCGUGACCAUUCUAGAUGAUGGCAUUGAGAAAGAUCACCCCGAUUUAGUGAGAAACUAUGAUCCUGACGCCAGUUAUGAUGUGAAUGACAGAGAUCCGGACCCUCAGCCCAGAUACACGCAGCUGAAUGACAACAGACAUGGGACACGUUGUGCCGGGGAGGUGGCGGCAGCGGCAAACAAUGGCGUCUGUGGAGUGGGUGUGGCCUACAAUGCCAAAAUCGGAGGUGUGCGGAUGUUGGACGGAGAGGUAACAGAUGUUGUGGAGGCUCAGUCUCUCAGCUUGAACUCCCAGCACAUCCACAUUUACAGCGCCAGCUGGGGCCCAGAGGAUGAUGGGAAGACCGUGGAUGGCCCUGCCAAACUGGCCAAAGAAGCUUUCCUGCAGGGGGUUACUGAGGGUCGAGGUGGCUUGGGCUCUAUCUUUGUUUGGGCAUCGGGUAACGGAGGGAGAGAGCGAGACAGCUGCAACUGUGACGGAUACACCAACAGUAUCUACACGCUCUCCAUCAGCAGCACCACACAGUAUGGAAAUGUGCCGUGGUACAGCGAGGCCUGUUCCUCCACCCUCGCCACCACCUAUAGCAGCGGAAACCUCAACGAGAAACAGAUUGUGACAACGGACCUGAGGAAGAAGUGUACGGACUCGCACACGGGCACCUCCGCCUCGGCUCCUCUGGCCGCGGGAAUCAUCGCUCUCGCUCUGGAGGCCAACAUGAACCUGACCUGGAGAGACAUGCAGCAUCUCGUUGUACGAACCUCACGUCCCGCCCUCCUUAUAACCAACGACUGGAGGACCAAUGGCGUGGGGCGAUUAGUGAGCCACUCUUAUGGCUACGGUCUGCUUGAUGCUAGUGCCAUGGUCGCUUUGGCCCAGAACUGGAGCAGCGUGGGGCCGCAGCACAAAUGUGUCAUUAAUAUGCUGGCCGAGCCCAGGGACGUAAGAAACCACCUGAUCUUCAGCAGAAGUGUAGAGGCCUGCUCUGGGCAGCUGGAUUUUGUGAGCUCUCUGGAGCAUGUGCAGGCCAGACUCACCCUCACCUAUAACCACAGAGGAAACCUGGCUGUCCACCUCAUUAGCCCGCUGGGAACUCGCUCCACGCUGCUGGCUCCACGGCCUCAGGAUAACUCAGCCGAAGGCUUCAACGACUGGGCAUUCAUGACCACUCACUCCUGGGACGAGGACCCUCGUGGAGAAUGGACGCUAGAGAUCGAGAAUGUGGCUGGACUAAAUGAUUACGGUGUUCUUUCUCAGUUCACCCUCAUCUUGUACGGCACCGGCUCCAGUGCCACAGAUCCAUCCAUUUCUGAUUACACCCGGCCCUCCAACAACAGCUGCAAAACUUUUGACACCCAACAGAUCUGCAUCGGAAAGGUUCAACGUGCUCUUUGGAGGUAGAAAAGUAAAAGUUGCUGACAUUCAGAACGAGUAGGUGGUGCCAGAUUGUUUGAACUGAAGCUCUUGCAUCCGAAGCGAAGUACAAGGAAUUUCAGAGACGGUGCGAGGAUGUUUAUUCAACACUUCAAUGAGCAUAUCAGAUGAGUUGCCAUUGAGCUUGGCUUAAUUUUGCAAUAAGCAUAUCGUUUAUUCACUCACAAAUAUGCUUUGAUCUCAUUUCAGUGAAAAGUCUGUUCCAAACCGGGUUUUAAAAACCUUGCACAAAAGAUGGUGUGCACAAUGUUCUUGCUUCUCCUUUCUAUAGAAUGAAUAUAAGAGCUGUCAAGCUCCAAAAAUAAAGUGUUAUAAAACUGCUUCAUGUGCUGUGUUCUGAAGCCAUAUGACAUACAUAGGUAAGGGACAAAGGGGAAUUUCAAAGUCGUUCGCACCGAAGAUGACGAAUACCCCCUUGGGGUUGUUCAGCCGAAAAUUACAUUUCUGUCAUUAAUUUCUCGCUACAAUAACUAUAAAUCAGUUGACACCAAUGAAUGGGAGCUGUUAUUCUAUAAGUUAUUCUGUUAUUAAUUACUCUCAUGUCGUUUUAAACCUUUGUUCAUCUUCGAAGUACAAGUUAAGAUAUUUUUGAUGAAAUGUGCCAGCUUUUUGACCCUCCCAUAGACUGCAACGAUGGGAUAUUAUUAAAAUAGUCCAUGGGACAAACGUUAUUUUAUGAAGCUACACUAGUAUUUUUAGUGCAUGAAGGAAAAAAAUAGCGACUGACCAAUUCAAACUCUUCCAUGUCAGUCUUCGAUGUGCGUUCAAACACUGCCAUGAUGCAUACAUGUGCUUCCGACAUUCAUCUGUGUGUUCUGUUCCAAAUAAGUAAAGCUGAAAACUCUUCCUCUCUGUCGAAGUCUUCGUACAUGUCUAUGAAGACGUACAGCGUUAAUAUUCCUCUGCACGGUGCAUCUGGCUUCAUCAGAGCGCUCAGCAGCACCACACCGAUACGAAGACUGACAUGCAAAAGGUAGAAAUUGUUCAAUAAAGUCAUUAUUUGUUUGUGUUUUCUUUGUGCAUAAAAAAGAUCCUCGUAGCUUUAUUAAACUGCUACCCUUCUGGGCCUGUCAGUUGCAUUGCCGUCUACGCAGGGUCAGUAAGCUCUCGGAUUCCUAAGAUGGGUUUGAAACCACAUGAUGGUGAGUAAUAAUGACAAUUGCACUUUAUUAUAUUUGUGUUAAACAGUUGCCAUUCAUUGGUGUCGAUUGCUACAUAGUUGUUGGUGUGAAUGAACCUCAAGGCCUAUUUACACCAGUGACAGUAACUGUGACUACGAAGUGUCAACGUUCAUCGAGAAUAGGGAGUCCACACAACAUCUUUAACAGAAACGUAUCAUUGGAAUCAAUUUAUGAAUAGUUUUUUUCCCCAGCUUUUGAAUAACAAAAACAUCGACAGCCAAUCAGAAGCCCCCAGUUUUGAAGAGCUCAAGCAUUUAGAGUGGGACAUGCCAAAACUGCAGUGUCCGUAGCAUGCUUGGUGUGAAUAACCUUUAGUCUCAGUCACAGAAAAUCUCUCGAAAAUCAUGUUUGUUUGAGACUUGCAAGAACCAAUCGCUGACGUCGAACAUCUUGGUGUCAUUUUUGAAUAUGCAAAAAAUCAGAGGACAAUUUAUAGCGUUUCACAUUGUCGGAGAAUGCUUCAGAAUACAGCAUAUGACUAAUAUGAACUACUUAUUAGAGCUUUUUGCUUAUUUUCAAAAUUUGACAGCCCAUAGACAUUGCACGGGAAUAGUGCAGCUAGGACAAUCUUCAGAGCUUCUCAUUUUACGCUCCCCAGUCAAAGAAAGCCGCACGGCUUUUGAUCAACAUAAGGGCGAGUAUAAAUGACAGCAUUUUCAUUCCUGUCUCAACUAAUCCCUCAAAAACGUCUCCAUCUCUAUCAGCGCCUCUGUCGUCUUAUUAAAGUCCUCAGCGGCGAGAUUGAGUUUUAUUGCCGUCUCAGCCCUCAGACUUAUUAAGAAGAAUGGCCUCUUUCUCAAACGCCUGGGCUCAGGGAGCAAGCCGCCCUUUUGCACACAAACCCGUCUGCUGCGGAGAAAACCGAAUCUGGUCUCAGUUGAGCGUGAAAGGGCAUCGAAAAAAAUAACCAUACAAAAAAAAAAAAAAAAAAAAGGCCAGUCUGACUUCAGCAGACCUGUCAGGACAGAAGUAUUUCCAGUUCUUUCCAAAGGCUGUCUGGUAAAUCGGUAUUCGCUAUCCCGGCUCUCACAGAGAAUGUUUAGAUAUAAAAA
This is a messenger RNA of Puntigrus tetrazona (Sumatra barb), 4638 nucleotides long. It is a transcript of the gene furinb, whose product is annotated as furin (paired basic amino acid cleaving enzyme) b. Gene Ontology annotation, molecular function: serine-type endopeptidase activity. The transcript is spliced from 16 exons. The record is from RefSeq and is a predicted model, not a curated record. Lineage: Eukaryota; Metazoa; Chordata; Actinopteri; Cypriniformes; Cyprinidae. Bases 543 to 2372 code for a protein of 609 amino acids. Gene Ontology annotation, cellular component: Golgi membrane; trans-Golgi network. Gene Ontology annotation, biological process: peptide hormone processing.